Messenger RNA from Halteromyces radiatus, 11124 nucleotides. RefSeq lists its product as uncharacterized. The record is from RefSeq and is a predicted model, not a curated record. Bases 85 to 11100 code for a protein of 3671 amino acids. Lineage: Eukaryota; Fungi; Mucoromycota; Mucoromycetes; Mucorales; Cunninghamellaceae. Gene Ontology annotation, biological process: fermentation. The transcript has 20 exons. Gene Ontology annotation, cellular component: membrane.
CUCUACUAAACUUUUUUGAGAUUGAUCAUAAUCUUCUUUUUAUUUGUAAUUUGACCUCUCCACCUUUUUUGUAUAUAUUAUACCAUGGACGUCAUUUCAAAUGUAGAGACAAUUACAAAAGGUAGUCCAAAUAUCACUGAAUUAUGGCUCUUUAUCGUAUGCUGCGUUGUGGUCAUUAUUGUUGUCCUAUUCUUUCUCUUUUAUUUCAAUCGAGUGGCUGCACGUCUGGUUACUUUGAUAGCAAAUCAAUACUUAUGGAGACGUUAUGGAGCAUAUAUACAAUUAGAUUCUAUUAGGGUGACUUUACUCGGUGCUCGCAUCUUAUUCAAAAAUUUUCGUUAUCAUUCUACCAAUCAAUCUAUUACUAUAGUCAAAGGUCAUAUCACUAUACAAUACUGGUUAUUCAAUGUACAAAAACCAAACUCUGGGAUAAAAGAAGAUACAAAACUGCCCUGCCGUGUGGUAUGUAGUGUUGAAGGUCUUGAAUGGUUUAUUUACAACAAUAUACCAGCUUAUGAACGAAUGAAAAUUAUAUUGGGUUUGGAAACUGAAUCUCCUAUCACAACUGAAGAUCCGCCUACUCCUGCUGAUGAUACAAUAUCUAUGGAUGGUACCCGUAAAGUCCUGGAUCCAGAAAGUCAAACUAUGGCGGAAUCAUCACUUUUACUAAGAUUGAUGCCUAUUCAGAUUGAAUGUACGACAGGUGCCAUCAUUAUUGGCAAUCAAAGACUAAAGACAUAUAUUGUGGUUAAAGCUACUCAAACAAGUGGAACUUAUAGUGCUGGACAAUCUAGGACAUCGAUGGAUUAUUAUAAAUCAAGUUUGGAUUUAGUAUUACGGAAACCUCAGAUCAGUUUGGAAAAGAAUGAAAACUACAAAUCAGAUUCUCAACAUAUGAACAGUUCACAACGAUUACAUCGAACAUACGGAUGGUGGAAACAUAUAUGGCGUUGGAUUCAAUGGAUGUUCUGGAUAGACACAAUUGAUAAUCCAAAGAAAAAACAAAAACAACAUGAAGAUCAAAGUACUCGUCGUGGUUCUGAAGAUCGUUAUUCUCGUAGACUGUAUCAAGAUGAUUAUGCGAAAAUAGAGAAUAUUAUGGAAUGUAGUCAAAUGGCAAUAUGUUAUUAUGCAGAUAUUCCUGGACCUGUCCCAAAUACUGUUUCUAAUGGUUAUUCUGGUAUUGGUCUUGAUAUUGGCAACGGUGGUCUACCUCCAGAAUGGGGUGUACACUUAUCUAUUUGGAAUGCCUUAUUCAAUUAUGGUCCAUGGACUGACAUGCAAAGAGCUUCUAUACAAGAUUAUUUUUUCCCAAAUUCCCAUCGAACCAACAAACCUACAACUGUACUUUCACCAGGUGAUACCCGAAUACCAACUUCGUUUGAUUUUAUGGUAGAUUUUAUGACGGAUGGUAAUCUUAGGAUUCCAACAAGGGAAAUGUCAAAGGAUUGGAAAUACAAUGGUGACAUGCCUGAUCUGGAUAUUGAUCAGAAUGGAUUAUAUACACGUCCUCAUGGAUGGUUCGAUAUCAAGUUUAAGGAAGGAUCACGUAUCAAAACAAUUACACCUUUUGUUACCAACAAUGAUGGAUAUGUUAGUACUGUGGAUAUUGAUUUGAAAGGAAUUGAUGUUACAACAAGUGUCAAUUUUGCCGGUUUUAUUCAUGCAGAUAAUUUCAAGAUGUUUGUCGAUAUGCCUUCACCACUUGUUUGGAAUGAACAUCGUACUUGGACUUUGGAUACUAAAAUCAAGAAUCCUGAUAUUUAUCUACUUCGUGAUCAUGUUUAUUUAGUUCAAGACCUCAUCAAAGACUGGACUUCAGGUCCUCCAGCGGAUUUGUUACACUUUAUACCUAUUACAUAUGAUUUUCAAUUGGAUGCCACACAGCUUAGCGUCUACUUGUGCGUCAAUGAACAUAAUAUUAUCAACUAUCCAAACUCUACUGAUGAUAAUGCCUUUAUCAUACUUUCCUCACAAAAAGUCCAUUUCUCUACAUCUUUGCCUUUUGUUACUUUCCAACCCGAGGUGAUCUCGAUGAAAUAUGAUGUACAGCUGGAACAAAUCCGUGGUGGUAUCUCUUUACAAUCAUCUCAUACAUGGAGCUCUUUUAUGAGUAAAGAAGAUUCUCAGGUGGCUUCUGUCAUGUCUCUCUCCUUGCAAGGAUCUUAUGAAAGUUAUUCUACUAUCGAUGUUUUACGUCAUAUUGAAUCGUCUAAUUUGCACCUCAAGUUUCAUGGUGCUGUCGUUAAAUUAUUCGGAACUGUGAUUCGAUAUCUGUUUAUAUUACGUGACAAUUAUGUUGGAAACUCGUUACACUUUUGCACUAUUGACGAAUACCGACAACGACGUGCUAAUCCUGAAGAAUAUCUGGAACUGCGGAAGAAAGAGUCAGAAGCGAAGCCAAUGUCUGAUCCAUUCGAACUUUACUUAUUAUGUGAAAUUGAAGAUGGUGCACUUAUCCUUCCUGAAAAUCUCUAUGAAUGUUCACAUUACUCUCAAUUGGAAUUUCAAGAACUACAGGUGGAACUCCGAAAUUUGGAUAUUUAUAUGGAUAUGUAUGUAACGAUUAGCCCUAUUACUUGGACAAGAGAUAGUAACCCAAACCCCACUACUCGGCGUGGUCAUUUCAAAAUGAAAAAUGCUCGUGAUCCUCGUAACUAUCUUUAUAUUGAUGAAACAAACAUUCAUGCACAUCGACUUUUUGGUCCUCUUCCGGAAACAUCUACCUAUUUAUGUCAUUGGGAAUUCGAUAUUGGAAGCAUUAAAGGUGAAUUGAAACCUUCAUUCUUGAUGGGAGCUGCCAGUUUCUCUCAAACUUUUGUGUACAACCUGAUCGACGAAGACAACGCGGUGUCACCUGAUAUGGCAUCAGAAGAUGUUCCUGAUGUUACUUUUGUCAAAGCAAGGAUAAGACAAGUGGAUAUCUAUUUGAUGACUCAAAAUAGUGCAACAUUACUACAACUUGAAAAUGGUAUUAAGGCGGAAUUCGACAAUCUCACUAAUGAAAAAUACAAUCAACGUAUUGGCGUUCAGCUUCCAGGUAUAUCUCUUACGUGUUUGGCGAAUCAAGAUCAAGCGAGUCAACAACAGGAUACUGAAUUCUCUUGGGUGGAAGUGGCAAGGAUAGAGGUUGGACUUAAUGUCACUAUUUUUCGACAUACCAAAGAAUGGAAAAAGUUUCGAACGGCACAACAGAACUAUAUUCAAACUCAAGAUUAUCUCACAGGACGAUGUACUCAUUUGUAUGAUAGUGAUUCUUCCUCUCGACGCACACAUUCAUCAACAAGGACAACUCAUGAACAUCAUGUUGGCGUACUAUAUGCUCCUCAUUAUCGAUCUUUUUAUCUUCAUGAAGAUUCUGGUUUGGAAAGUGAAGAUUCCUCCAUGUCUACUGAAACUCCAAUGGAUAGAAGAUAUUCCUUGUCGGGUGAUGAUGAUCAUAGUAUGAUAUCAUUCAAUGAUCAAUGGCCUAUUACUCUAGAUGCAUUAGAAUCUGAAGAAGACAGUAUUAGUUUGCAUGAUGAUACAACUUCUAUGAAAAGCAUGGUUUCCAACAAUGAUUCUUUUCAUACUGCCCAAUCUGAAGAUGAACUUUAUCCAGUGACAAGUAUGUCGUCCAAUGCCAUUACUGUGGAUUACCCAAGAAGUUUUGAUGAAGGUAGCAUUGAAUCUAUAAGUGAAGAUGAAAGUCAAGGAAAUGGUGCUUACGAUGAAAUGGAUGGUGAAAACAACUUUGAAAAUUUUGGAUAUACUAUUACCGCCAUACCUCCUUCUAUUUCUUACAGUGGCUAUCUCAGUAGAUAUGCGGUCAAACGUGCAACAAAUCAAAUUGGUCGAGCUCAAGCUUUUUUUCAUCCAUAUGUACCUCCUCCAAAAACGAUUUUUACACCUUUGAAACCGAAAGCUGGCAAGCAAUAUGAAGAAGAAUUCGCUAGUCAUGAACAAGACUUCUUUGCGAACGCUCAAGAAGACACCGAUACUCCAUCCUCCCCAGAGAAGGAACACAAAGAUGGUGAAGAUGAUAGAAGAAAUGAUGUUGUAGCAACAACAGUACUGGAAGCAACACAUCCUGUCAAGAUCCUGGUAACACCAAUACUCGUAAAGGUGGUUCAAGAAGUAACUGAAAUCAUCAAUAAGGACGACUGGGAUUUGGAAACAAUGUUAGACACAUCUCAAAUUGAAUAUGUUGGCCAACUCACUCGAUAUCUGACUGACAAAUUCAUCUGCACUCGAUUUGCUGUUUGGCUUCCAAGCACACAUUUACACUUCAUUCAGAAUGUAAUGAUUCCUGCUGAUCUUCCAUCGUACAAGAACGCGCAAUCUCAUCUUCAAACACUUUAUGACAAUGAAGAUGAAUUGUUAUGUGCUGCUGAUAUCUUUUUGGAUGACUUUCGAAUGAUUGGUGGGGUGACUUUCCAAGAUUAUGCAUUUGAUCAAAAGCAAAAAUCUGUGGCUGAAUCGAAACUGGUACUAGAAGAAUCUCGCGUACAUGUAAAUGUGGGUAAUAUGGGCUGCAAGGUACAAUAUGUCAGUGAUCAUUAUGAAAAUCGACGACAAGUCAUGUUUGGUAUUCCACUCUCUCGACAACAUAUACCUGGACGAAACUUCACCAGCAAUGAUAAUGUAUUCAAUUCUGACUCUGAAUCCGAUGCAUCUGAAAAUCAACAUGCAAACGAACUAGUGGUGAUUGACUUGGGAUUGGAACAAUUUUGUUGCAAAUGGGUUGGCUCAAGGAAACCAAAUUAUCUCGAUUUUAGUGUGGACAAACUAUCAUCUAUUAUCAUUACAGAAUCUGCAGAAAUUCUUGUUGGUGCUGUUUAUUCUUGGUUGGUAUUUGUGGAUGAUCUUCAACGUAUUUUGGAAUGUUUUCAAGACAGAAGAACUCGUCAAAACCAAGUUUUUACGCAUGAACUAGCUCAAUUCUCCAAUGUAGGUACGGCUGUCACAAGCGAUCCUCAAUUUUUGACUAUUCCAACCAGUAUGGGACUUCGAAUUGGAUCAAAAAACUUUCGAAAUGAUGUGGGGUGGAAACUUCUGGCUCGAAUGCGUCAAUGUCUCCGUUUAAUGCCAUCGACAAUGCGUGAAAAAUUACAAUAUCGAUUGACCUCUGGCGGUGCUACUGAACAUGUAGAUUCUUCUUUGAUGUAUGGACAAGUUAUACAAGCAUUUUCUGGUUGGCGAAGUUGGGAAAUUGAUUCACGGGAUAUUCGAAGUUGUCGACUCUUCAUCAAGAUAUUUAAUCAACAAGCCUCAAUACAGUCAUUCAAUAACAACAACAGCAAGAACAAUAGCAACAAUGGUAGUGAUGAUGUUCCUUCAGAUGAUGAUGAAGUAGUCAACAGCCGCGGCACUAGUAUUAUGAAUGACAAUCAUCUUGAUGAAACAGUUAAUAACCGUGUGGAUGAAAUUGUCAAUUUUUUGAUGACCUCUAUGAAUUACGCCAAAUUCAAAAUCAAUCGAUUUGACUUUUGUAUCUAUGAAGAAGAGCCUGAUGUUUAUGACAAUCAUAUUCUUAUCGAACCUUUGGAAUUUGCCAUUGAUACAACAUACAAGACCUCUAUGCUUGAAAAUACAGCCAAGGGCUCUCCUCCUCCUACUAUUACUACUUUUGAAGGUUACUUGGAUAUUAUUGGUAAACUGGAUAUUGGAUUAGUGGAAGUUUCUGUCAAUCCUACGGUGAUGGCCUUUGCUCGACAUAUGCUGACAGUACAACGUGUAUUCACUGCCAAAUUGAAAAGUUUAUCUCAUGCUACCAGAUCAUCCUCCUUUUUCGGAAGAGGUAAGCCGACUGCCUAUGGUCCAAGUAAUACUGUUACCAAUCUGACUCAAGUAUCUCCAAAACAACAACGACAACAACAACAACCUACGCCUCUGGAUUUUCAACUUUUGUUAUCUCGUAUUGAUGUGAUGGCACAUGCUUUGGUCCGGAUUCAAGAAAUCAAGUUAGGGGCAUGGGCGCAGAAACUUACAAUGAAAAAUAACAUUUGUGGUAUACAAGGCUCUUUAGUGUUCUCCAAUCCAAGAUUAUCACCUGUGGCGAUGUUCCAACCAUCAUCAGAAAAAGAUUCAGACACUGGCUCUGGAAAACCAAGUUCCAACAAGACCUCUAGGAAACAAGGCAAUACAAACUCCAACCGGAUUAUCAUGGAUGCAUCUGGAGGAAUAGAUGUAUUCGACAUUGGCUUCUAUGAACUACUGCCUCGGGGAUCUCAUUGGUCAAACAGCAAGACUGGAUCGUCGUCGAUUAGACAUACAUCAUCGAAACGUAUACACACCAAACUUCUUGCCAUGACGGUUCACGAUGCCAAACUCAAUGCGAAUAUCAGCCAGCCCGGCAAAAUCAACAAAAAACAAAAAACAACCAUGGAUAGCAAUACCAGGAAAAUUCUCAAGAUCUUCUCUAGCGUAGGCAGUUUUGAUGUGGAUGCUCCUCAAAGUUUACUUCGUCUUUACAGCUUUGUAGAAGAAUGGCGCAGCGAACAAGGGAAGCGAUAUCAUUUUAUGUUUCAAAAUCUAUUAACUGAAUGGGAAGAACAAAGACGUCUGACUGAUCAAACCAAUGUAUUGGUGGCAAGUCCUAUUGUUGAAAAUGAAGAUGUGGUUGAUGAUCAUCCUGAACGUUGGUACGAUAUUAAACUCCAAUUCUUACUUACGAAAUUUGUGGCCAAAGCAGAUUUACUUCGAUCUCUCAGCAUCAAAUAUUCUAUUGACGAUCUUUUGGUACUGGUCAAUGAAACUCAAAAGUCAUCAGCAACUCCAGUUAUCAACUAUGCAUUCCAGCUAUCCAAACAAGUAGUGGAACUCAUCACUCACAGUGGCAAUAAUAUGGUUGACAACGAUAUUCAAGAACAACAACGACAGCAACAAGACAUCACGUUAUUGGAGUCGAACAAUGCAAAUGCUUUCAAUUUACCUGGUAUACGCAGUUCUGGGAUUUUGAUGAAGGUCAUGAAUUCAUCAGUGGGUAAAUUAGGAUUUCAACUUCAAUCAUCUAUAUCAAUCGACUUUAUCGCCAUGUCUUUGGAUGUCAGUAUGAUCGAUUCUAUACUUACGGCGCACAAUCUGUUAGGCAAUGAAGUCAAUGAACUAGUGGAAGUAUUUUCUUACUCGAAAAAAGGUCGCCUUCAAUCUACAACAAUAUCAUCAUCAACAGAUGUGUCGGUACCAUUCAAAUACGCCAUUGGUAUUUCCCUUGAUGGUUUGAGCAUCAAAGCAGCAAGUCCGUCGGCUACUGGAUUGUUUGAGUCAAAUGUAUUGGAAGCAUCCAUCUCAAAUUACGCACAACAAACAACAAGCCAAGCUCUUAUAUGGAAAAUAUCUGGAAGCAAUUUUGCAUUAUCUCUUGAUCAUGGAAGUGUUGAUGAUAUGUCUGCGACACAACAACAACAAGGAGAUGAUCGACAUGAUACCAAGCGUAGAAAUCGUCUUGCUUACAUUGUGGUCGACUUUGGAUUGCAAAAUCAACCUAUCAAUGAACCUGGACCCAAUUCGACUUCUUCAUUAGAUGCCAAUGUACCAUCUAGUACGACAAACGACAACAACAACGAACAACAACAUGUUACAAUGUCAUAUUAUAUCAAGAUUAGUAAAGUCCAAACUGUGAUGCAACCUAUUGCGUUAGGAAAAUUGGCAGAAAUGUAUAUCUACUAUGACUCGGAACUCAAGAAGAAGAAGGAGAUCAAACAGGCCGAAAUCGAACAAUUAGCAGCGAACACCAAACGUAUAGUUGAAUCUUUCCAAACGGAUGUCCCACUUGAAGCGCAAGAUAUGCAUACUAUGUGGCAAGGAAAAAAUUUGACUUUGAUCAUUGAAAAAUUUGGUGUUGCGAUACCCUUAUCGGAUAUGGCUGAAGGUAUAUCAUUAUCAACAACGACAUCAACAACAGCAGCAUCACAAGCAGCAACAUCACCAACGACUCCUGUGUCAAUAUCUAUGGAGAAAUCUAGUGGACAACAACAACAUCAUCAUCAUCAUCAUUACCAUCAUCAUCAUCAUCACCAUGCAGCAUUACUCUUCUCACUCACAUCUCUUCAAUUUAGCACUGAAAACAUCAAAACGACCACGGCAACUAUACAGGACAUAUCUUUGCAAUUCGUCAAACGAUUUGAUCAAAGCAAUGAACAACACUUUUUGGCCGCCAAUCAUCCUCGUAUGAAUCAAAUGCGUCUUCCUUCCAUCAACUGUAUUGUCGACACCACAUUUGAGAAAUCAACAAGGAAACUCGGGGUACAGAUCAAUGCGAAUGUACGUGGCUUUGAAGUGGACUUGGAUGGAACUAUUACGGAAUAUAUCAAUCGACUCGGUGUUAUCUAUGUUAAAAGUAUGGAUCGUGUCAAUGCCUUUACAUUGGAAACUUCUGAAACUCCUGUCAACAGUAACACUACGAAGAAAUCCUCUACAGCAGAAGCAAUAUCUGAAUUGAUCUAUUUGGAUGUGACAGGUGUUUUCGAAUAUGAUGCUAGUAUUGUUCGACUCUUCCCCAAACGGCGCACUAGUGAUCAAGGACGACGUGGAAAACAAUUGCAGCGAUCAAUGAAAGGCAGCGGAAAUGAUACUAGGGAUAUCACUGAAAGCAGCAAUACAGCCACUAUCAAACUACCUGGAGUCAAUGCAUCAUUCAAAUAUCAAACACCACUCGGUGUAUCAUCUUCUUUGUCAAAUUCUCCUCGACGUCUCCAUGGUGAUAUUCUCAUUCUCGAAAGCAACAAUGUGUUACAUCCUUCUCUGGUUCAAUUCCUUCAUGAAGUCACAUCAGAACUCAAACUUGGCAUGCAACAAUCAAGUGAAAGAAAGGCCACUACUCGAAAGGAAUCAUCAACAUCAUCAGUCAAUGGCAAGAACAACAACAAUAAUAAUAUCAAUGCUUCACUACUUUUACGAUUGUCGAAAACAAAACUGGAUCUUAGUUGUCAACCUGCUUCCAAAGUGGUUUGUUCGCUGGGAUGGAGUGAAAGUGAAUUUAUGAUGAACUCUUUUGCUCAUGAAUCAGGUCAUACUAUGAGUUGCUUUGGUUCCCUACGUAGUAUCUCGGCGGUUGUCAAGCAUCAUUUUUCUCCACAAUCAUGUCUGACUGCCAAUAUCGAACGCAUCCUAUUCAAUGCCUCAUUGACCUCCAAGCGACAGGACUCCACUAUCAACGAUGAUAUCUCCAUUAUGGUCACCAUUCCCUCUAUUGAAGGCGAUAUCAACAUGCGUCAUCUCCAAGAUUUAUUGAUUCUCAACACUUGUUGGUUUACUCAACCGAUUCCUCAACCACAACAAUCACGACAUCAAUCAAAAGAUCAAGGACUUGCUCCAUUUGCACGGUACGUUAUACUUCAACUUGAUCAGGUGACAUUAUCUAUCGAUAUGGGACAAGCUAUUGGCAAAGUGAAAUUGGUACCAAAACAAUUAUCAAUGCAAACACAUAUGAUUCCUGGUAUUUCUCAAGGUAUUGGAUUAUCUCUAGGCGGCGUAGAUCUUACUUCGGAAGGUCGACUCACUGGUGAACUUGAAAUUCAUCGAUGUAUGCUUCAAGGUCAUGUCGAUUUCAGAUCAACACAACAACAGCCACAGCAAGGAUCAACAACAUCAUCAAUGGUGGUGAUGAAAAAAAUGCCUUCCUGCCAACUUUAUAUAUCAAUGUAUGGUAUCCGAGGUAAAUUCACUUAUGAAUAUCAAAACAUCUUGGACUUGGUGCAAGAACCUAUUCAACUCAAUGCGACAGUGAAUCAUGAUCAACAACAACAGCGACAACAACUUAAAGUGGCGAUUCAGGCUGGACGAUUUAUAGCUAGUGUCUCAAUCAAAACUGUACCUGUCAUUAUUGUGAUGCAUCAACGAUUUAUGGAGUUGCUAGAAAAGAAACGAAAUGAAGCUAGUUCCAUUGACUUCCCUUGGCAUACUCAACAUUCCUCUUCUACUGGUGAUAAUAUGACAAACAAAAUGGAACGACAAUCCUCACAAGAUCCUGAGAUGUUCUCUCCUAUACCAAUAUCAUCAUCAUCAUCAUCAAUGAGACCUAAACAGCAUUAUUGGCCACAAAGUAUAGUCAAGCUCAAUGUGGAAGGCAUUCAAGUGAUUGUAUAUCCUAGUCAAUUUCAAGAUGGUGACAACGUGGAGAUUCAAGCGAAACAAGUGGAAGGAUCAUUGGAACAAACACCAAUAAUCAAGGAUGAGGAUCAGGAAGGUAUAACGCGACAUUUACUUCUCAGUAUCGGUAAGGCAGCUCUCUUGAAAAAUGUGCCUGGUCAAAAAAUCAUGGAAAAACGACGAUUACAGCUGGAUGAUAUUAUGAUGAAACAAGAACAAAAGGAACAACAGAACAAUAGGGAUGAUAUGGCUCUCUUUCAAAGUACUGUUCAUGCUGAAACGGAUAUUCAUGGUUCAAGUGGUGGAAACAAUAAGCAACCAUCUGAAAUACAAAAACAACAACAACAACAGCAUCAGCAGCAGCCAUCGGACAUAUCACAACAAGAACAUCAACAGCAGCAAGCAAACAAAUCAGUUGUUGUCAAGGAAAAAGGGACAUUUAUAUUUACAUUACCUUUGACGAAACUUCACAUGGAUUCAACUCAAGUGCUACAGAUUGUGCAACAUACAUUCACUGUGGAUUUCAAGGAUCGGGUGCAAGUGUCAUUGAAUAUUGGACAAAUGAAAUAUCUACAAGAAUUGAUCAAUAUGUUUAAUGAUCAAAUGGCACGGGCAAAAAAGACAGUGGAUUCGACAAGAAUGAUACCAACGACAUUAUCCAUCUCGGCAACAACAGAUAGUGAAAUAAUGCAACAACAUGAUAUGGACUCGACUAGUUUGGACAGUGGUAUAGGUGUUGGUGGUAGCGAUGUAGGAAUACAAGAGACGAAUGAAUCCAUUGAACAAAAGGAUAUUACCAAACAAGAUGACAAGACAAAUCGAUUGACAUAUAUCACAGACAGUGCUGUACAUUUUGAUCCUCAACUUCGACAAAUGGGUGAUGCCACACCAUCUGUGGAAUGGCUUCUGGGCUUCAAUCGUGAACGUUUACCUGGUCUGAUUCAUGAAAAUGUGACAUUACAUCUGGAUCAAGUGGUUCAUGCUAUCUGGGAAUUCUACCAAAAUCAAUUACAUAAACAGCAGGAUUAGAUCGUUAUUAUUGUAGAUACCCCU